GCUUGGAUUAGGAAUGAAGCUAAACCUUUCGAAAAGUAAAGCAAUAGCAUCCAACUCUAUUCAAUUUCACGUACAAGCAAGGCUCUCUAUCUUGCUCUCUAUAUAUACCAAAAACUUAGUUGCUAUACUUGCAAGCUAGCUCCAUAACACAACACACUUAAACUUAAUAUCCAAUAUAUAAUAUUAUCCCACACCAAAAACUUCAAUUCCCAAAUGGGUUCCUCAAAGUUCAAGCAAACCACUCAGUCGUUGUCGUCGUCUUCUCAGACAACAAUCAAAGACAAAACAUUAUCAGGGCUAGGAAACCUCAUUAGGCUCCUCCCAACUGGUACAGUUUUCUUGUACCAAUUCCUCAGCCCUGUCCUAUCCAACAAUGGCCACUGUGCUACAACCAUCUACAAGUACCUAACCGCUAUUCUCGUCGCUGUGUGCGGCUUUUCUUGCUUCUUUUCUUCAUUCACUGAUAGUUACGUUGGAGAUGAUAAGAAAACUCAUUAUGGGAUUGCAACAUCGAAGGGUCUUUGGCCCUCGGCGGACUCUAAGAACGUGGACUUGUCGGCUUACAAGCUUCGGAUUGGGGACUUUGUCCAUGCCUUUUUUGCACUGAUUGUGUUUGGGGUUCUUGUGCUUUUGGAUCAGAAAACUGUGAAUUGCUUCUAUCCCAUGUCUGAUUCCACUGAGGAGACUUUGCUCAAGGUGCUUCCUCCUAUUGUUGGUGCAAUUUCUAGUGUGGUUUUCAUGGUGUACCCAAGCAACCGCCAUGGAAUUGGUUACCCUUCAAGUACUGAUACUUCACAGACCUCCAAGUCUACCUCCUCGUCCUCGACCUAAAGUCUAAGAAGUUAGCUUUGGAUGAGAGUGUGUCGUUGCAUUAUAUGUUUGUUUAUUUAUGUUUCCUUGUUUUAAAGGUUUGAAAUAUGUUUGAUGACCCUUUUAGUCAAUUGCUGUAACUUGUAUUGUAAUAAUUUGUUCUUUUGAACAAUGUCUGUUCUGGUUGAAUAACAUGAAUUCAUGAAAGGGUUUGAGUCUCAAAAA
This is a messenger RNA of Quercus robur (English oak), 1035 nucleotides long. Its product is annotated as protein DMP2-like. The coding region runs from base 214 to 831 and encodes 205 amino acids. NCBI's taxonomy places the organism in Eukaryota, Viridiplantae, Streptophyta, Magnoliopsida, Fagales, Fagaceae. The transcript has a single exon. Gene Ontology annotation, biological process: endomembrane system organization. The record is from RefSeq and is a predicted model, not a curated record.